Messenger RNA from Myripristis murdjan (pinecone soldierfish), 1468 nucleotides. RefSeq names its product heat shock protein, alpha-crystallin-related, 1 (gene hspb1). The transcript is spliced from 3 exons. NCBI's taxonomy places the organism in Eukaryota, Metazoa, Chordata, Actinopteri, Holocentriformes, Holocentridae. Gene Ontology annotation, biological process: protein refolding; response to heat; negative regulation of apoptotic process. The coding region runs from base 124 to 750 and encodes 208 amino acids. Gene Ontology annotation, cellular component: nucleus; cytoplasm. The record is from RefSeq and is a predicted model, not a curated record.
AAGCAGACAGCACGUUGGGAGUGGGAAACCUUUUGAAAACAGACCAAAGGGUGAUUUCCUCUUGCGGCCAGAAACUCUCCAAAACAGCAACACUCCUCCUCCUCUUCCUUCUCCUCGACAGCCAUGACAGAGAGACGCAUCCCUUUCACCCUGCUCCGCACCCCGAGCUGGGACCCGUUCCGUGAGUGGUACCAAGGGAGCCGCAUCUUCGACCAGUCUUUCGGCAUGCCCACCCUGCCUGAGGACCUCUCCCCUUUCCCCACAACCCACUGGCCAGGGUACAUCCGGCCGUCUCUCAUGGCCCCGGACUUGAACUCAAUGAUGGCCCAGGCUAUGGUCCCACACACCCCCAUGAUGGCCCACCCUGCCGUCAUGGCCCAGCAGGCUCGUGCCCUGACCCGCCAGAUGAGCAGUGGCAUGUCAGAGGUCAAACAGACCCCAGACAACUGGAAGAUCUCCCUGGAUGUCAACCACUUCUCCCCUGAGGAGCUGGUGGUGAAGACCAAGGACGGUGUGCUAGAGAUCACUGGCAAGCAUGAGGAGAGGAAGGAUGAGCACGGCUUCGUGUCCAGAUGCUUCACCAGGAAAUACACCCUCCCUCCCACCGCCAACAUCGAGAAGGUAACGUCCAGCCUGUCACCUGAGGGCGUCCUGACUGUGGAGGCUCCACUGGCCAAACCAGCCAUCGAGUCCUCGGAGAUCUCCAUCCCCGUCACCAUGGGUGCCAAAACUGAUGUGGCGAAGAAGUAGGAGGAAAAGUGAAGAGUCCCCAUGUUAGCACAUCCACACAAAAUAUACACACUGUCUUCCUCUUACACACACACUCACACACAUACAGUAUAAACGCACUUCAACCCAUUUCAACAGAUGGCUCCAAGAAAGAGAGGGUAAAGAAGCAGCUUAUCGCCUCCUCAGAUGUAAGCUCUCUGUCUAAAGCUGGCUUGUCCAUGUGCCAAGAUCAUUGUGAGAGGAAAGUCAAAGAUUGCCCUCACUCUUCUCUCUUCUCUCUGUCUCUGAUAAUGAGCCAACCUCGGCUGAGCGCACUGUGUAAACACAUCUGCACCACUGCCAUAUGCCUCCUCUUUCUGACACAAUUACACCCUUCAUCUGAAUGGAGAAAAUCUCCAGUUAGACCCGGCCUACAAACUCUCUCACACUAUCUCUCACAAUCACACACACAGACACACACAGACACACACACCUCAUUCCUAUUAAGAGAUUCCCUUUAACCUUUCCACAUCAUCAAGAUGUAAAACACACUGAGGACAACAGCAAGAAGUAGCGACACUGUAAACUAAGGAGCCAAAGUCCCAGGAGAUUCUACACCCAAGCAUCUUCUUUUUGCGACUGCAGAACAGUCCCAGUUGUAAGCCAGAACCCUGUUGUCUCCCACAACUGGCUUUCAUAUGGAUUUGCCUCUGGAAGAAACUGCUCAGUCAUACAAACAGAGAAUAAAGAACAAACAACA